This is a messenger RNA of Neopelma chrysocephalum (saffron-crested tyrant-manakin), 3201 nucleotides long. It is a transcript of the gene SLC41A1, whose product is annotated as solute carrier family 41 member 1. Gene Ontology annotation, molecular function: monoatomic cation transmembrane transporter activity. The record is from RefSeq and is a predicted model, not a curated record. Gene Ontology annotation, biological process: monoatomic cation transport. Bases 798 to 2324 code for a protein of 508 amino acids. NCBI's taxonomy places the organism in Eukaryota, Metazoa, Chordata, Aves, Passeriformes, Pipridae. The transcript is spliced from 11 exons. Gene Ontology annotation, cellular component: plasma membrane.
GCGGGGCAGAGCGGCCGGGGGAGCGCUGAGGGAGGUGAAAGGCGAGUUCUUGGAAAGCCGCGUCAAAUCCAGGGCUGUCCGAACGCCAGAGCCCACCCUGCAGCCUGCCCAGCUCAGUGAGCGACCUGAACUGGGGACCUGCUGUUGCUCUAAAUAAGAGCUGUGGUUGUCUUGUGCUGUUGGGUGAGAAAUUCUCCUGGAAGAGGAGGACGACAGACACUUGGAGCUUGCUGGGAUUGCUGGCAGAGAGCAAAAGCCAGGCUGGAACAGAGCAAAAAAACCCACAGGAGACUUCAGACUGGAAUUCUGCAGGGGCACAGUGCUACUGGGAAAAGCAACAGAAGGUAGCAAAAAGAGCUUUUCCAGGCUGGAUCAUCUCUACAAGCCAGGUUUUCUCCUUGCCUUGGGUGCCCCAUCACAGCAGCCGUGCUGCAGGAGGAAAACCUGGAAAAAGAUGCUCUGAAGUGUCACACGUCAAAGAAGGAAAGCUUGGAUCCUGCCUUGGAGGCUGCUGUAGCACACAGCACUGGAGAGGAGAACCAGAGGGAAUUAACUGGCCAUCAUUCCCAGUUCCUGCUCUCUCAGUGGUUGGUGUCCCCCGUUGCUGGACUUUGCUUGAUGGGGAUCUCUGCUGCAGGAGCAGGCUCUGCACUCCAAGGCAGGCGAGCAGGGAUAGGAGAGGUCGCUCCUAGAUGCCGGAAAGGCCAUUUGUGUAAGCUCCUGGCAGAAGAUUUCUUCUGGAACAGCUGCUGGCUGUAGGCCCACCAAGCCAAGGGUCAGGAUAGCCUCUGAACAGCAUGUCUGCCAAGCCUGAGAAGGAGACCCACCAGGCCAAUGGGGCUGUGCCUGUGGACCAUCUCACCAGUCCGGAGCAGGGGCAGCUGGUGGAGCCCUCAGAUUUCCUGGGCCCUGCUGCAGUAGAAGCAGUGGUGCUGGAGUCCCGUGCCAACGCCAAAGGGGUGCGAGAAGACGAUGCCCUGCUGGAAAAUGGCAGCCAGAGCAAUGAAAGCGAUGACACCAGCACACACCAGAGUCCUGAGCCAGCCUCGCCCCUCAAGGAGACCUCCUUUUCCAUCGGGCUGCAAGUCCUCUUCCCGUUCCUCCUGGCAGGCUUUGGGACAGUUGCUGCUGGAAUGGUGCUGGACAUUGUGCAGCACUGGGACGUCUUCAAAAACGUGACCAAUCUGUUUAUCUUAGUACCUGCACUGCUGGGCCUGAAGGGGAACCUGGAGAUGACCCUGGCAUCCCGCCUGUCCACUGCUGCUAAUAUUGGCCAAAUGGACACACCCAAAGAGUUCUGGAAGAUGAUAACAGGAAACAUGGCUCUGCUACUGGUUCAGGCCACCGUGGUUGGCUUCCUGGCCUCCAUCGCUGCCGUGGUGUUCGGAUGGAUCCCAGACGGGCACUUCAGCCUGUACCACGCUGUCCUGCUCUGUGCCAGCAGUGUGGCCACUGCCUUCGUUGCUUCCCUUUUUCUGGGAAUGAUUAUGAUUGGGGUCAUCAUUGGAUCCAGGAGGAUGGGGAUCAACCCUGAUAAUGUGGCCACCCCGAUUGCUGCCAGCCUGGGGGAUCUGGUCACCCUGGCUCUGCUGUCAGGAAUCAGCUGUGGCUUGUACAAGGACCUGGAGAGCAAGUUCUACGUGAAUCCCCUGGUGUGCGCCUUGUUCUUGGCUCUGCUGCCCAUCUGGGUCUUCGUUGCCAGGAAGGAUCCAGCGACCUGGGAGGUGCUUUGUUCCAGCUGGGAGCCCGUGGUCAUCGCCAUGGCCAUCAGCAGCGUUGGGGGGUUGAUUCUGGACAGGACGGUCUCGGAUCCGAACUUUGCUGGGAUGGCUGUUUUUACACCAGUGAUCAAUGGUGUGGGUGGCAACCUGGUGGCAGUGCAGGCCAGCCGCAUCUCCACCUACCUGCACAUGAGUGGGAUGCCAGGAGAGAGCUCCAAAACAGCCCCUUGGAAGUGCCCCAGCCCUUGCAGCACUUUCUGCAGCUCAGACGUGAACUCCCGCUCUGCCCGGGUGCUCUUCCUCCUGGUGGUGCCUGGACACCUGGUGUUCCUCUACACCAUCAGCUCCAUGCAGGGUGGCCACACCACGCUCACCCUGAUCUUCGUGGUGUUCUACAUGACAGCUGCACUGCUCCAGGUUCUUAUUCUGCUCUACAUCGCUGACUGGAUGGUGCACUGGAUGUGGAACAGGGACCUCGACCCAGACAACUUCUCCAUCCCAUACCUGACAGCACUGGGGGACCUCAUUGGAACAGGGCUCCUCGCUGUCAGCUUUCACAUCCUCUGGCUCAUCGGGGACCGGGACUCCGAUGUGGGGGAUUAGCUCCCCCUGCUCCCCCCUUCCCACACUUCUCCUCCUCCUCCUUUCAUUUCUUGUCACUUCUUUUCCUCCACCUUUACUCUUCUUUGCUUCCUCCCCACACCCUGUCUGUCUCUCUCGAGACUUCAUCUUUAGUACUGGAUUCUCAUUAUUUUCAAUGGGAAUUUUAUGGGGUUUAUAUUCCAAGCCCGGUUUGUACAGAAAAAAAUAUCUCUAGUUUUAGGAAGGACAAAAAAAAAAAAAUAAGUGUAACAAGACAAUCACCAAGUGCAAUUUCGUAGGAGCUGUGUCUGAACCAAGGUUACAGUGAAGUUCCUGGUCAGUCAGAUCGUGCAAGGAGCCCCCCCUGCCCCACUCACUCGAGGUCAAGGGCUGCUUUUUCGCUUCAUAAGCGUUUUAAAUCCUGGAGCUCAAGUUCAGGUUUAUUUUACUGAACUGGCACCUUCUAGCAAAGUACAACCUCAUGGAGGAGGGCAUGGGGCAUCUCCUGCCUUCUCUGCCCUGACGCCCUCCUGCCUUGUGUUGGCUCUCUGAAGCUCCAUCCCGUGCCCAGCACCCAAAGGCUGAGGGAGUCUCUGGGAGAGGGAUGAGUGAAGAAGGUGAGGAAGGGUCCUGGGUGCCCACAGGGAAGUGAGUGAUCUUGGCAUUGAGGACUGCAAAGCCCCCAAGCCUGGCCAUGAGCAGGCUGGUCUCUGCUGGCAGGUUGAGUCUCCCUUUUGCCAACCAUCCAGCAGCAUCUCACACUGCUUGUUCUGCCUCUGUGAACUGAGUUCAGCUGCUCUGUGCUUUGUCAUAAGGGGCUGUGAGCUUUCCCCAUCCAUCAUACCCCUCCCACCUGCCAGUGCUGCACUGGAGGAUCUGCUGGAGCCCUCAUGGAUGC